AUGGAUGAAAUAUCGAUGUCAAGUCAACGAAUUUUUCACAUUGUAAAUGCAAUACACCAUCGCUUAUCAAACAAUGAUUUCCCAUUCGGUGGCAUACAGCUCAUUCUCGUCGGCGAUUUCUGGCAACUGAAGCCAAUUCCUAGUCCCCUUGAUGCAGGAAGAUCAGUCUACACCUCGGAACUUUUUGAUAAAGUAUUCCCACAUCGUGUUGAGUUGAAGCGAGUGUUAAGGCAACGGGACGAAGAAGAGAAACUGAAGAAUGCCUUGGACAACAUAAGAGAAGGUCUAUGCAGUGACGAGGUGGAGGAAUAUUUCAAAUAUCUGGAAAGAGAGUUGAGCUCGAAUGAUGUUGUAGAGCCCAGCCAUAUCUAUUUCAAGAGACUACCUGUUGAAGUACAUAACUUAAAUGUUUUGGCAAGUCUGCCAGGAGAAUUAACAACGUUUGAAAGCAAGGACACUGGUAAUGGUCGAUUUUUAGAGAAAACCGUUGGUCAAGUUCUCGCGUUUAAACCAGGAUGCAGAGUGAUGCUAGUCUACAACAUCAACGACGUGUUGAAAAACGGUUAUCGGGGACAGUACGUUGGCGUAGAUCCGGACAACGAAGAACGUCUGCUUGUCAAUUUUCCAAAUGUUGGACAUGUAGCUGUUUCUCGUAGAACCUGGUAUAAGUAUGACAUCACUGGUAGAGUACAAGGCAGCCGUACACAGUUUCCCCUCUCACUUUGCUACGCGAUAACCGUACACAAAUCGCAAAGUUUGACCUUAGAUAGUGCAGUUAUACAUUGUUCGCCAGAGUUUGUCCCGGGACAAACUUAUGUUGCACUUUCGAGAGUAACUACAGAAGCCACUUUGCAAGUUCUUGGUUUUAGAAGAAGCUACCUGUUACCACCACCAUAUGAGCUAUUGAGCUUGGUGACUAAUCAGAUGGGAGAUGUAGACGCGAAUGUUGGCUGCUGCACUGCCAUGCACUUGGAGGAGAAUUGGUUCGAAUGUUAUGAGGAACGCGAAAAGGAAACUGACGAAAUGGACCACGACGUUGUGGUGAAUGAUGACUUUCCCUCUUCUGCUUCUCAGUUCUUCGAGUCAAAUGGUGGGGUCCCUGUGAAUCUCGAAGAUGUCCUACUCUGCAUGUCAGAUUUCAGCGAUGAACUAUCCCUACCUCCUUCAUCAUUCACCGUUAAGACCUUCCUAGAGAAUGUAAUGAAUGACAACAACGAAGAUUCCUACAGCGAAGCAGUCAAAUCCGCAGCAAAAUAUGGGGUUAAUAACUUAGAAAUUUUUGAAUUAUUAACUCUGAUAUUGUGGUGCAGGAUUUUCCAAUUGUUCGAGGAUUACUUUACCGAGAAUAUGGAAGAGAUGCAAAUGACGAACAAAGACUUCACUUGUGCCACAUCCAAACUGCAGCAUCUUUUCCUAUCGCAAGAAUAUCGCAGCGAUGUAAUCAGCGCAUUCAAUGUAACAAAUUGGUUAGAAAUUGAUGACGGGAAAAGAAGUGUGAGUGCUCUACUUGUCUUCCAUUUAUUCCAACUAUUUGGAGAGGAAUUAGGAAAACGUGUGCGAAAGGAAGAAGAAACGGUACCAAUCGACUUCAAUGUGCAUGAAAUGGGGCCAGAGGGGCGUGGAAAAGUGCGAUACAUCGGCGGAUGGGUCAUCAGCAAAGCAAUGCACAAAGCACGAAGCUACGUCGUCGAUAACAAAUUAUCAGAAUCGAUUACCGUACGCAUCAAGAUCAACGAAAGGAUGAAGAGAAUCGAGCUUUUGGAAAACAACGUAGUGAUCACUCACGAAGCAGUCCGCCAUUCAUCUGCCAAUCAGGAAACUCUUAACCUAACUGAGUCUCGACAAUACAGAGGGCGUGGACUCAUCCACAUCAAAGAUGAUGCGUUCAGAUUUUUUCUGGCGUUAGAACAAGAACGUAUCAACAAAAUAAAUGUGCAAAGAUUGUCAUGUCUGCAACAUGACCUGGUGGAUGAUUCAAUCGCAGAGGCGUUGAAGAAUACCACUCUGAAAACAGCGUUUACAGCGUUGUUUAAUAUUGAUGCUAAUAAAAACAAGGUAAAUCUGGUUUAUAAAUUAUGAAACUACCCGCUCAACGAGGGCCGAUUAGUAAAAUUCUCUCGUCGAGCGGACUUGAGUGAUUUGAUGACUAAUGCACUGAUAUGCAUAAUAUUAUUUUUAUAACGUCUCGUUUACUACUUUUCCUUUUAUUUCUUUUAACGGGUAUAUGUCCUAUCGUAACGUUUUGCAAUGUUAAAACAAAAAGACUGCAAACUCGUAAAAGGAAAAUAAACCAACCACGCGCUGCGAAAUCUAGAUUGCCUUGCCGUAUAGUAAAUAUAUUAAUCUUUUUUUGACAGGAUAUCAUUGUUGAAAUGUACAAUGAAGUCAUCGAAAGGUAUUUUAAAAUGGGUGCUGGGCAAUCUCUACGCGAUUUUCGCAGGGAUUUUCACGUGAAGAAAUCUCUCGCCCAUCGAAAGGAAGUGAUGGAGAAAAAGAAAAAGGCCGAAGAAAACCAGAUGAAAGUCCAUCUUCCAGAAAUCGAGCAGGAUCGCAGUGCAAGCAAGAAAGUCUCCCACGUACGCCUUCUGGCUCUUGUAAAUAAAUUGGGCGAAGGCGGAUUAAAACGCCUCUACAAGAAAAAUGAUUUACAUCAUUUAUGCGACGCGUACAACGUCCGUUGGGUUUCGAGAUGGAAUAAAGUGAAAUUGGCCUCGGAACUUGCUAUAUCAAUCCCUCUAUACGAUGCCAUCCCAUGUCAUCAAAUAACAUCAACGUAUGCCGUUAAUCUAGUUCAACAGAAUGCUGGUAGAGUUCCUGUGCUGAGGAUUCGUAGACUAUAA
Messenger RNA from Paramuricea clavata, 2840 nucleotides. Lineage: Eukaryota; Metazoa; Cnidaria; Anthozoa; Malacalcyonacea; Plexauridae. The record is from the annotation of a GenBank genome assembly.